UCCAGCAUUUUUCCUCCAUAUAAAGUUGGUACCGUUAAACGGCUGUUGGUAAAUGAGACAUUUUUUCCAAUGUCAAAGUAAUAAAUUCCCAAUUCUGACACAAAAAAAACAAUUUGCAGAAAAAAAUGUUGACAACCUGCAUACACACAUGUUAAUCCCUUUUGCCAAAACAUCGCAGUCUACACAAUAGAUGAAGUGCUGGGUCCAGUAAGUGGCAGUCCCUACAACUAAGUGCUGUGUCCAGUAAGUGGCAGUCCCUACAACUAUGGAUCAGUUGCUGCCAGGGCUGGGGCAGGGGAAAUCUUCAAAGGAGGAACAGGUUAGCCCCCACAAGAUAUCGCUCAUUGUUUUGAUACAUGAGUACUGCAUGCUGCGAAAACCGGUCACCACACAGUCUGUGUUCUCAGAUAAUGAUAGCGAUACUGAGGUGAAAUUCUCAGAAAGAGAAAAACGAGACUUCAUGGUCACCAUUUUACAGCUUUUACAGUCCUCAGAUCUAACUCUCAAAGAGCUGUGCAUAAAAAUCAGAGACAAGAUGAAAACUGAGCUCUAUGUCCUGUUCUUGAAAAAAUUACAGGAAUUUGUAGGGGAGGGUGUGGGAGCAAUGAAAGACUACGUGCAGAAUGUGAUGAGAGAUUAUUUCCAGAACAACAGCGGUGUGGAGAGAACUAGUGUGCUCGGUUUGUUUAUUCGUCGGAUGGUGCUUGCCUUUGAGAAGCUCUCGUUCACCCAAGUCACUGACUUGUACAGGAAGUUUGAGCGAUACUAUGUGGCAGGCGUGGAACAGGACGAGGGUCAGAGUCUUGCAGGAUCCCUCACAGACUCUGCCAUGAGCCUGUCGGGCAUAAGGUUCAGCAGGGGGCGAUCACUUGACCCCUUUCAGCUAGCUGCCGACAGAAAACUAGGUGAAGAAGUGAGAGGUGUUAAUUCACAACGCCAGGCAGAGUACUUCAUACAACAGCAGGUGUUUCUAUUACAACACAAUCCUAAAGAAGCCUUACCCCCUGCUGAUCUGCAGGAGAAAAUCCUUGAAAUGCUGGAAGCCAAUCCUGAACUCGCUGAAGCGCACUUCCUCAGUUACCUGAACAGUCUUCGAGUUAAGGAAUACUGCACGGCAGUUCACAAUCUUUUCCACUACUUUGACCGCAAGACGAUCUUUACCUUGAACAAAGGUCAAGUUCAGGUCAAAGGUCAAAAAGAGGGCGAGGUUCACAGACGCUACGCUGCUUUGAACUUGGCUGCGUUACAUUAUAGAUUUGGUCACAAGGAAGAGGCACUAGCCCCCUUACAGGAGGCCAUUGGGAUGGCACAGGAUGCAAAUGACAAUGUCUGUCUGCAGCAUGCUCUAGGCUGGCUGCAUCGUCUCAGUGAGCAGGGAACCGCACAGACAGAGAACCUUCUGGAGAGAGCUGUGGCAAAGAGCUCUGAACUCAUGUUGCCUAACCUGAUGUCAAUAGGGGUCCAGGCCUGUGCACGACACAAUGCUUUCUCUGCUGCUAAACCCUGCCAGGUGUUUGAGUACCUCCAGAAGAGUGACAUGUUGAACUGUCAGCACUCUCAGUCUGGCUUCAUGUGCACCAGCUUUGCCAACAAGGCAGCACUGUGGCAUAUGUACGGGAAACGUGAGUGCACCUCAAUGUUGAGCCAGAUGAUUCUGCACCUGGAUACCACAGAGCAUUCGGUCUACUAUAACGGGGAGUCCGUCUGUAUAGCCAUGUGUAACCUCGCCAGGAUCCAUGCACAAAUGGGUCAGUACAACUUUGCUCUCGACAUCAUCAACUGCGCAAAGAAACGCUUUCCCAAGAAGCAGGCGUACUCGGAGAUCUGGAUGCAGACAGAACAGGAAGUGCUGUUUGAGCGCACGAUCCUCAACAGGAAGUUCGGUGUUGCAGAACUCGCUGUGUUGAAUCUCAAGGCAUUCAAUCCGCUGGAGUCUCAACUGAGGCAUGCAAUUCUCUGCAAAGAGAAAGGGGACAUAACCCCUGCAUUGACUGAACUGCACAAGUUGCUUGAGACCUGUCAGGUAGAUAAGGGGGACCACUCUGUCACAGCUGACUUUAAAUGCAGGGUUUAUCUGGAGCUGGGAAGCCUGUAUCGUCAGACGGGCAACGCAAGCAGUGCCCAAUCUUACAUACUUGAGAGUAUGACACUGGCUAAAACCCACCACCUCGAGUACAUGACUGCUCUUGGAGCUGUACAGUUGGCCUCCGUACAGCUGAUGAUGCAACUCCCCCACCAAGCCCUUACGAUGCUGUAUCAGUACAUGCUGUCCCUACAGGCCCAUGGCACGGUGUAUGACCAGGCAAACUACCUCAUGUGCUACGUCAAGUGUAAGGUCGCCAUAGCAACCAGGCAGGCGGGCGACAAGAAACGCGAGGGCUUGCUAUCCUGCGUGAACAGUCUUAACCGUGUGACGGAGUUGUAUCAGAACUGUGAGGCAUUCCUUCAUGUCAAGAACCCAGUGUAUCUACAGGCACGACUGUACCAUGAACUGGGAUUCACAACCGAGAGAAAUAGAUGUUCACACCAGUACAGACAGAUCGACCAGCAGUACCCGACACUUUCACACAUUUCUGUCAAUGUAAUUUGAAUAUUUCAGCCAUUAUUGUUGCUGCCAUUGACACAUUUCAGAUGUUAUUGUAAGUACCGUGUGAAAAUUUCUCCGAGACCGUAUGCUUUCCUUGUGUAAGAACCCACCUUAAAUAAUUACCGGUAAAUGCAAUUUGAUUAUUUCAGACAGUAUUGAUGCUGCCAUUGAAAUAUUUCACAUGUUAUUGUGAGUAAGUAACAUGUGAAAAUUUCACCCUGACUGUAUGUUUUCCUUGUGUAAGAUACCACCUUAAAUGAUUAAAUGCAAUUUGAUUAUUUCAGACAGUAUUGUUGCUGCCAUUGAAAUAUUUCAAAUGUUAUUGUGAGUAAGUACCAUGUGAAAAUUUCACAGAUUACCUAAAUGCCCCUGAAAUAUUUCACCUGCUACUGACAAUGCUUAUUCAAUAUUUUCACAGAUAAUUGUUGAUGACAUUUUAAAAAUUUACAUAACUAUUCAUGUCAUGUGAACAUUUCAUAAAUAGCUUACAAAAGCAUGUGAACAACUUUUUAAAGCCAAUUUUCUUAAAUAGGGGUUUAAAAGUAAACACACAUAAGCAUUUAACACUAUAAUAAGCGGUUGUAAAACCAAUGAAGGACAUAAAUAAAACGACUUAAUAUUUUUAGUUAUGUGAUAAUACAAUUUGUUGCUUAAAUAAACAGGUUAUUCAAA
This is a messenger RNA of Dreissena polymorpha, 3259 nucleotides long. RefSeq names its product anaphase-promoting complex subunit 5-like. Lineage: Eukaryota; Metazoa; Mollusca; Bivalvia; Myida; Dreissenidae. The transcript is spliced from 19 exons. Gene Ontology annotation, molecular function: protein binding. Gene Ontology annotation, biological process: positive regulation of mitotic metaphase/anaphase transition; protein K11-linked ubiquitination; anaphase-promoting complex-dependent catabolic process. The record is from RefSeq and is a predicted model, not a curated record. Bases 266 to 2590 code for a protein of 774 amino acids. Gene Ontology annotation, cellular component: anaphase-promoting complex.